CUGUUCUUUGGAAAUUCUCCAGGACGAGACGAUGACGAUGACGUCCUACGCUCUCUCUUCAUCUUCCUUCUGCCGCAAUUCUCGCAUCCCUGCUAUCAGUUCAUCCUCUCUCUCCCGUAUUCCUCAUCUUAAUGUCAGUAACAAGCUCACACUUUCUCCACCGCAGUUUCUGAACGCCGGCGUGAGCCUCUGCGGUUUAUCGGUUCCGGGGAAGUUCCCGAGUGUAAGAGCACUUAGGGUAAAGUGCGAGAAAGAGGAUACAAUAAAGGGUGAGACAGAGGAUGAGGCGGAGCGAUUCGCGAGGCGAGAAAGCACUAUGCCUGAUAGAUUCAGACAUUUGACCAAAGAAGCACCCGACACUCCUGUUAGAUGGCCCUGGUUUAUCGCGUUAGCGUUUCUUGUUUAUGCGUGGAGAGCUGUCUUGUUUGAGCUAUCAAACUGGAGAAACACUGCUUUCGCCAUCGUUAGAUUUCUCGGAGACCUUUCGAAGUUCGCGUUGGCACUCGUCUUCCACUUUAUAGGAGAUCCCAUCACAUCUCUCAUCGCCCUCGUGGAAACAGCAAUCUACAGCGUCCGGGCCUUCUACUCAGGGAUCGUGGCUUACACGCCGGUGAGAGAGUUAACCACUGUGAUCCUUCUCGCGUCAUCCGUGCUUGCGAUAGGAGAAGCGGUUGCGCCAAACUCCAUCAGCAAGCAGCCGUAUGUGGUAACUCUUGCGGGUCUAGUGGGGUAUGCAGCUGUGCAGGGGUACAUCUCGGAGCCGUUGUUCUGGACUGUCUUGGUGGGUAUGUAUGGGUAUUCGAGGUUGGUAAGGAAGAGAGACGAUGUGACAUCGGCGUUGCCUUCUGCGGCUGUUCUGGCGGGAGUAGGGGAGCCGUGGGUGAGAGUGGUGGCUAUCGCAGGGUAUUUGGCUCUAGCCAUGUAUCAUAAUUCAACUAAGAAGAGCUCAUCUGAAGAAGAGGAGGGACAGAUCGUGAGGAAGGCACCACCUGUGCCGUUGUUGGCUGCAGCUUUGGCUAUUGGGGUAAGGCUUGCUGCUAAAUGGGCUGGUUACAGGCACUUGACUUGGAUGAUUGUUUAAAUUCUCUGCCACUUAAAGACCAAACAAAACUAGUUUGUGUUGUACUUUAUAACCUCUACCCACUGGUUAGUAAUGUUUCUUUUUUUUUCGCGUUGAUUUA
Messenger RNA from Brassica rapa (field mustard), 1181 nucleotides. RefSeq lists its product as uncharacterized. The record is from RefSeq and is a predicted model, not a curated record. Lineage: Eukaryota; Viridiplantae; Streptophyta; Magnoliopsida; Brassicales; Brassicaceae.